This is a messenger RNA of Capsicum annuum, 2257 nucleotides long. Its product is annotated as F-box/LRR-repeat protein 17. The transcript has 11 exons. Gene Ontology annotation, molecular function: protein binding. Lineage: Eukaryota; Viridiplantae; Streptophyta; Magnoliopsida; Solanales; Solanaceae. The coding region runs from base 222 to 2162 and encodes 646 amino acids. The record is from RefSeq and is a predicted model, not a curated record.
CGGUAGGCUGCACAGUAGCACAUGACGCUCCUUCAAACGCUCCAUCCCAUUAAAAUAAAAUUCAAAGAGACAGGCGCCAAAGUGCGCCAAAAUGUGCCAAAAUUCCGCGCCUUCCGACCCACACCCUCCGCCCUUUAUUUCUUCGCCAUUCUGACCGCACUUUCAUCUCCUCUUCUUUCCUCUUUUUGACUUUUACCUCUCAAUUCACUCGGAAAUCCCAAAUGAAGGGCCGCCUUUCCCACCCAUCUACUCCUAUCCCCAACGACUUCGUUCGUAAGACCGGCAAAAAACGUGGCGGCUACAACUGUGGCCGAUGUGGUCUUCCAAAAAAAGGCCAUGUUUGUGAUUUUACUAAGGAUAGUAUUAAUGAAGUUCCUACGCCGACAUCUGGUGAUGCUAAAUCCUUUGUUUCACCUUCUAUGAGUUCUGUUAUUCGUCCUCAGCCCCCUCCUCCACCACCGCCACGUCAGGCAGUUCCUCAGCUCCGGCGAGCACUUUCAUUUGAUGACAUUGGUGUUACGGAUGAAUCACCUGGAUCUGAUGAUGAUGAUGAUGAGAGGGAGGAACUUUUGGAUCUUGAGAGUGAAUUAGAUAUAAGUGGGUCUGGGAAGUUGCCGGCGAAUUGUUUAUGGGAAGUGCUUAAGAGAUUGCCUCCAUCGUCGUUGCUUUCUUCGGCGAAGGUGUGUAAAGGUUGGAGGGAUGUUUCUAGAAGGAUUUGGAGGUCGGCUGAGGAGCUCAGACUUGGGGUACCUGUGAAUGCUCAAAUUGGACUUGUUGGAUCAGUGUUGAAGAAGUGUCCUGGACUUGUUAAGCUUUCUCUUAGAAUGAAAAGUGAUGUGGAUGCAACAAUGCUGGCAUGCAUUGCAUUUUCCUGUCCUAAUUUGGAUUCACUGGAGAUCCUCACUUCUGACACCUCCGUCAAUCGAAUCACAGGGGAUGAAUUAGGUCGUUUUGUUGCUGAAAAAAGGUGUCUUACCAACCUUAAGAUGGAAGGCUGCUCAAAUCUUGGGGGAUUUACUCUUUCUUCAACCAGCCUUUCCGCUCUCUGCCUUUCGGAUCUCUUUUGCCACUCUAAGAUGGUCUUCAACUGCCCAAAUUUGAAGGAGAUUUCCCUGGAAUUUUCUCGCCAAGAGAAUGACAAUACUGAUCUUACUGCUAUGGUGGAUGGUCUCGGAAAGAGCUGCCCAAGACUACAGAACAUUCAUGUUGCUUCAGUUCGGCUUACACAUGCUGUUGUUCUUGCUCUAACAGCAGCAAAUUUAAGGGGAUUAAGAAUGCUUUCCCUUGUAUUAGGCUCAGAAAUAACUGAUGCGUCUGUUGCUGCUAUAUCUUCAAGCUACUCGUGGCUUGAGUUACUUGAUUUGAGUGGGUCUAGUAUCACUGACAGCGGCAUCGGAAUGAUAUGCAAUGUAUUUCCAGAGACAUUGUCUAACCUUCUCCUUGCGCUUUGUCCAAAUAUCACCUCAAGUGGUAUACAAUUUGCUGCAGCUCAGUUGCCCAAUCUAGAACUAAUGGACUGUGGAAUGAGCAUAUGCAAUCCAGAUCUAGACAGUCCUACAAGUCAGAAAAAUGAUAAUGUCGAGUUACAAAGAACACCAAGUAGUAAAUUACACCUUAUAUAUCAGAAACUGAUUAUUAAGCACAGCCGCUUGAAGAAACUCAGUUUAUGGGGUUGCUCUAGCUUAGAUUCAUUAUAUCUAAAUUGCCCAGAGCUUAAUGAUUUGAACCUGAACUCUUGUAUCAAUUUGAAUCCAGAAAGAUUGCUACUUCAGUGUCCCAAUCUGGAAAGUGUACAUGCAUCAGGUUGUGAAGACACAUUGGUUGAAACUCUUAAGAAUCAGGUUAGUGAUGAUUUUACGGCUGAAGAUUAUUUUCCUUGCAAACGUCUUCCUGAUGGCUCAAAAAGGAUUAGAGUUCCUCUCUUGUACAGCCCCCAGGUAAUACCGAGAAGCUUGCAUCACUACAAGGUGAUAACACACCCAAAAGUUAUGAUUUUUCAUUUAGGAAUCCGUUCGAUGAUGCAAAGAGAAAGAGAAGGAUUUCAAAGCAACGCAGUGCAGUGCUUGUUUAUUAGUCAGAUACUUGUCUUGUACUGGCUUUGUUGUUACUUCCGGCCAUAUGAACUUGUGUCUAUUCUUUGUCAUACAGUGAUCCGAGGCUAAAGCCUAAUCAUGUUAUCCUUAUUUAUAGGAUUAUUCUCAAUGUCAAUACAGGGAUUAUAUGCCCUUUAUCAAUAAAAAGUGCUUGGCUUUGUGAA